Molecule: messenger RNA, 1694 nt
Organism: Notothenia coriiceps (black rockcod)
Lineage: Eukaryota; Metazoa; Chordata; Actinopteri; Perciformes; Nototheniidae
Product: zinc finger BED domain-containing protein 5-like
Exons: 2
Source: RefSeq, a predicted model, not a curated record
AUAGCGUCAUAUAACAUCUCCUUGCUGAUAGCCAAAUGUGGGCAGCCGUUCACAAUCGGAGAGAAGUUGGUACUCCCUGCCAUCAAAGAGGUCAUAUCUACUGUGAUGGAGCGUGAUCCCACACAGGUGCUGAAAUCCAUCCCACUCAGUAAUGACACCGUAGCACGCAGGAUUGAUGAAAUGGGGGCUGAUACAGAGGAGCAGCUGUGUGCCAUCCUGCGGGAAACUCCAUUCAGCCUUCAGCUGGAUGAGACAACCACUUCUGACAACAAUGUUCUGUUGAUGGCCUAUGUCCGCUAUAGCACCUCCAACAGUCAGGAGAUGGCUGAGGAAUUUUUAUUUUCCAAAUAUCUGGUCACAGACACCAAGGGCCAGACCAUUUUUAAUGCACUGGAUGCUUAUCUACAGGAGAAGUCAAUCCCGAUCAACAACAUCCUCACAUGUGCUACUGACGGUGCCCCUUCCAUGGUUGGCAGGUACCGUGGCUUCACCACUCUGCUGAAGGAGCAGGUCCCGCAUGUCCUCACAGUCCACUGUGUCUUGCACCGCCACAACCUUGUGGCCAAAUCUAAAAGUCCACCUCUCCACGAGUCUCUCAAUGUUGCAGUAAAGGCAAUAAACAAAAUAAAAGCCCACGCCCUGAAUAACAGAUUGUUCCGACAGCUGUGUCAGGAAAAUGAUGAGACCUUUGAGCGUCUUCUUCUCCACACUGAUGUCCGCUGGCUCUCAAAAGGAAACUGCCUUGCUCGUUUUUGUGAGCUGUUUGACAGCAUCGUGGAGUUCCUGGAGGAGGUGGAUGCAGCUCUCGGGGAACAGGUGUCAUCCAGCCGCUGCGACAUCAUGUACCUCGCAGACUUCUUUGGCAAAAUGAAUGAAGUCACGCUGAAGCUCCAAGGAAAAGGAGUUACUCUGAUCCAGAGCAAGGCGGUCAUCCACAGUCUCACCUCCAGGCUGGAUCUAUACCGGCAGAGCAUAGGCAGGAGGCAGUUUGCUCAUUUCCCGCUGUUGACCAAGGUGUCUGAGGCUCUUACCGAUGAGCGCCUCCUCAUUUACACAGACCACCUGAGGAUGGUGAAUGCCGACUUGAAGAUCCGCUUCAGAGAUCUUUUGGACCUCGAUGUUCCCACCUGGGUGGUGCAGCCCUUUCAGGCGGACGUGGCGGAAUGCGAGCCAGCAAUACAGGAGCAUCUCAUCGACAUCCAGAGUGACGAUGAGGCCCAGGCUAUUUUCCGCACCUCUGGCUGGGGCAACAUGUGGGUCAAAUACUCUCAGCGUUACCCGGCUCUCUGGGAGAAAGCGAGGCUGCUUCUUCUGGCUUUCCCAACCACAUACCUCGUGGAGCAGGGAUUCAGCCAGGUCCUCCACAUGCAGUCCAAGUACCGCAAUCGCUUGAACUUGACGACCUCAGGUGCACUGCGACUGAAACUAAGUUCUCUGCAACCAGCAGUGAAGAAACUGGCGGAGAACCACCAAGCGCAGGGCUCACACUAACCUUCCCCCCCCCGCAAUUUGGCGAAAUGCAACACCUUUCCGACCUGUUAGUUCUGUAGGCCUAAUGUACAGUUUUGUAGCCUACUGUUUGUUCUGCACUGGACAUGUGUGAAAUUGCUGCUGUUCCGUAGCAGUCUGUUUGUAUUCUCUGCUCUUGUCUGAGUUUGUUUAACACUCAUAAAUAUCAUUUUUAUUCACAUUCA